AUGCCAAGAGCGUAUGAGCAAGCAAAUCCACUUCUAAAUCAAGCAUAAUCGCAUUUUCUUUCAAAAAGUGUUCAAUAUGUUGGGUUACUCCAAAUUUGCUGUCUUUGCGUUUCUCAUGCUUACCGCUUCAGCUGUAAUAGAUGCGAAAUUUCAACCAAUUAUUCGAUCAAGUACCACCCCAAAAAUCAUGACUCAAGAGCUCUUGGAGGCCGAAGUGAAAGCUUUGGCAUCACUUAGAGAAGCUGAACAAGCUAUUGCUUUAAACUUGAAGCAAAAGUUAUACACAAAUGGGCUUGAUUGUUUCCCAUUAGGAAGUAUAUGCUCCGGUUUUGGACCUCCGGAUCAAUGUUGCUCGGGCGCUUGUGUUCCUCAUCCUAUAAAGAGGAUAUUUUAUUGUGAUGAAAUUAAAGGUGUUUAAGGGAUUUAUCGUCUCUAUACCUUUGUUAUGAUCGUAGUCUACGACUCUACUAGCUAAAAUAAAUUUGACAAAGGUUGGAUGAGGAAUUCAUGUAUGUCUACUUUAAUUUCUGUAGUACCAAUUCUUGGAUUAAGAUGAAAACUUGGCUUCUAAUUUCUCUUAAUGCAAGACUCUAUCAUGUAUUAUUAUUAUCUAUAAUGAAUGGAGACAUCCUUUUUUUUUUUUA
Molecule: messenger RNA, 644 nt
Organism: Chenopodium quinoa (quinoa)
Lineage: Eukaryota; Viridiplantae; Streptophyta; Magnoliopsida; Caryophyllales; Amaranthaceae
Exons: 2
Coding region: 77-418 (113 amino acids)
Source: RefSeq, a predicted model, not a curated record